Messenger RNA from Talpa occidentalis (Iberian mole), 3130 nucleotides. RefSeq names its product melanoma-associated antigen 10-like. Gene Ontology annotation, cellular component: nucleus. NCBI's taxonomy places the organism in Eukaryota, Metazoa, Chordata, Mammalia, Eulipotyphla, Talpidae. The transcript has 3 exons. The coding region runs from base 387 to 2270 and encodes 627 amino acids. The record is from RefSeq and is a predicted model, not a curated record. Gene Ontology annotation, biological process: negative regulation of transcription by RNA polymerase II.
GAAUCUGAGGGCGGCCGGGGUGACCCUGAACUCCAGAACGCAGCCAGCCCGUCUUCCCCCCGCCCGUGCUAUCUGCUUUGGGAGCCCCUGAGCUUGUGUGGCCUGCGGUAACCCUCGCUUCUGUCUCAGGGGCCUCGGGGGCCAGGAGCCUGGUCUGAGGGGCAGCAUUAGCCGAACAGAGGGUGGAGUCCAAGAUCUUGCCAGAAGCCUGGGUGAGGACCCCGAGAGAGGCUUAAAGGGGCUCCAGGACCCUGGAGGUGAAGGCCGUGGUCUGAGGCACGCAGCUCAGGUGACAGCAGGUGAAGCCCAGACACCACCGGCGUCAAGGCCCGUGGGACCCGUCGGUCCGCACGCCUGCCGGCUGCUCCGAGGCCACACGCGUCGUCAUGCCUCGACCUUCGAAGCGACGGCGCUACCUGCUUGAGGAAGAGCAGUCCCAGAGCCAGGCCCAAGGCCUGGGGGGUGUGCAGGCUCCCGAGGCCGAGGAGGAGGAAGCGUCCUCCUCCUCCACCUGCUCCUCCUCGUUCCCGUCCUCCUCCUCUUCCUCGUGCUACCCUCUCUUCUCUAGCACCCCGGAGGAGAUGAGUGCUCCUGGGACACCCAGUCCGUCCCAGAGCCCUCGUGGCGCCUGCCCCGCCACUGCCGCCGCGGCCUCUGCUCUGGAGAGCCCAGCCCAGGAGGUGAGCGCCGCCAGCCAAGGGGAGGAGGGUCCCAGCACCUCGGCGCAGGCCAUGCAGGCCGCUGCGGCCACUUCCAAGGAUGCGGUUGAUGAUGAGAAGGUGGCUGACCUGGUGCAGUUCCUGCUCCUCAAGUUUCGCACCCAGGAGCCGACCAGCCAGGCCGAGAUGCUGAGGGAAAUCCUCGGCGGCGACGAGGAGCACUUCCCUGACAUCUUCAGCCACGCCUGCGAGUGCAUGCAGCUGGUCUUUGGCCUUGACGUAAAGGAAGUGGACCCCCAAGACCACUCCUACGUCCUGGUCAACACCCUCGGCCUCAGCUAUGACGCGAUGCUGUGUGUUGGGCAGAACGUGCCCAAGACGGGCAUCCUGGUUCUUAUUUUGAGCAUAAUCUUCAUCAAAGGCAACAGUGCCCCUGAGGAGGAGAUCUGGGGAGCCCUGGAGGUGAUGGGGGUGUUUGCCGGGGUGGAGCACUUCAUCUUUGGGGAACCCAGGGAGCUCCUCACCGAAGUGUGGGUGCAGGAGCAGUACCUGGAGUACCGGCAGGUGCCCGGCAGUGAUCCCGCCCGCUACGAGUUCCUGUGGGGCCCCAGGGCUCACACGGAGACCACCAAGAUGAAAGUCUUGGAGUUUUUAGCCAGAGUCGAUGGGAGUGACCCCAUAUCCUUCCCACUGUGGUAUGAGGAGGCUUUGAGAGAUCAGGUAGUGCAAGCUCAGACCAGCAUCACCAGCUCCCCAGAUGACCCCGCUGGCAUGGCUGGCGUGAGUUCCAGUGCUAGGGCAAGUUCCAGUGCCAGUGCCAUUUCCAGUGCCGGGACCAGUUCUAGUGUCGGGGCAAGUCCCAGUGCCAGUCCCAGUGCCAGCGCCAGUCCCAGUGCCAGGGUGAGUUCCAGUGCCGGGGCCAGUUCCAGUGUUGGCGUUAGUUCCAGUGCUGGGGCCAUUGCCAGUGCCCGGGCCAGUCCCGGCACCAGUCCCAGUGCCGGCGUCAGUUCCAGUGCCGGGGUCAGUCUCAGUGCCGGGGCCAGUCCCAGUGCCGGUGCCAGUCCCAGUGUUGGGGCCAGUUCCAGUGCUAGGGUGAGUUCCAGUGCUGGCGCCAUAUCCAGUGCUGGCGCCAUAUCCAGUGCUGGGGCCAGUUCUAGUGUUGGCGUGAGUUCCAGUGCAGGAGCCAGUUCCAGUGUUGGCGUGAGUUCCAGUGCCGGGGCCAUUUCCAGUGCUGGGACCAGUCCCAGUGCCGGCGCCAGUUCCAGUGCUGGGGUGAGUUCCAGUGCUGGCGCCAUUUCCAGUGCCGGGGCCAGUUCCAGUGUUGGCGUGAGUUCCAGUGCCGAGGCCAUUCCCAGUGCCAGGGCCAGUCCCAGUGCCAUGGCCAGUUCCAGUGCAAGGGCGAGUUCCAGCACUGGCACCAUAUCCAGUGCUGAGGCCAGCUCCAGUGUUGUGAGUUCCAGUGUCAGUUCCAGUGCUGGCACCAGUCCCAGUUUUGGCGUGAGUUCCAGUGCUGGCGCCAGUUCCAUUGCCAGGGCCAGUUCCAGUGCCGGGUCCAGUUCCAGUGCUGGCGCCAGUCCCAGUGCCGGGGCCAGUGGCUUCUGGCCCGAGUGAGUGGGGAGCAGGUCCUCCAUGGUGUGGCCCAACUCGGCCAGAGGGUCAGCGAGGCUGAGCCAUGGGGAAGCAUCUUGGGGUUCCUGUUCCAUAGGGGUGACUAAGAAAUUUAUCUUGAGGUUAUUUUGUUCUGUAUUUUAAAAUGUUACUUUAGCUAGAAAGCUGACUGGCUUCCGAACCUGCAUUUAUGAGUGACAUUGGUCACGCGUUUGUUGCUGCUAAUAGAGUUUCAGAGUUUCGCUGUUUUGUAAAACAAAUCGGGAAACCUUCCAUUUUAUCUGUAGUCUGUGACAAAAUAACAAGGCCUUGGAAUAGUCAUUUCCUGGAGAUGUGGACGAUUUAGCUGUCAUGGAUGGGGUCUAGAAAUAGAGGAAUAAAACAGAAGAGAGUUAGUUCUUGGUCUCUUUCCUUUAUGUUGUUCUGUAAAAGUAAAGAGCACAUGUGUCUGUGCUUUGCUCGGGUCAUUCAAGAGGGAGAGAUGAACGUGGUAAAGAAGCCCCUGCUUGUGGCCAGCCCUGCCCAUGCCAGCCCCGAGCCUCUGCUCCUUGGAAGCACUAGGAACGUGGAAGGUCCCAGGGCGACACAAGGACAGAAAAUGCACCCCACCCCACAGAGGGCAGGUGUGGGAGCCACAGACAUAGGCGCAAGAUGGUGAGACGUCCCCCAAGAGAUAGAGUCAGGGCCUCCCCUGGUGGCGCAGUGGUUGAGUGCUGGCCACCGGCGAGGGUCCCACAUGACGCGACAGACCUCUCCUGCCGUGCCCACUGCUCCCCUCAGCAGUGUAUUUCGUCAGUCUGCCUGUUCUGUUCCCUGCUCUGGCUCUGGUGAAUCCUUUCACCCUCCCGCUCUUCUGACUGUAC